AUGAAACUCGACAAGUUCCCGAAGCACGAGCUCACGUUUCCGGGUCCCACGCCCAUCCAACACCUCGCCCGCCUCUCCGCAGCUUUGGGCGGCAAAGUCCAGCUCUACGCCAAGCGCGAGGACUGCAACUCCGGCCUGGCCUUCGGCGGCAACAAGACGCGCAAGCUCGAGUACAUCGUCCCCGAGGCUAUCGAGGGCGGCUACGACACGCUCGUCUCGAUCGGCGGCAUCCAGUCCAACCAGACGCGCCAGGUCGCCGCCGUCGCGGCGCAUCUCGGCAUGAAGUGCGUACUGGUGCAGGAGAACUGGGUCAACCAUGGCGAUCAAGACGGGAUCUACGAUAAGGUCGGCAACAUCGAGCUGUCGCGCAUCCUCGGCGCCGAGUGUCGGCUUGACGCCGCUGGGUUCGACAUCGGCAUUCGUGCUAGCUGGCAGCAGGCGUUGGCGGACGUCGAGAAGGCCGGCGGAAAGGGCUAUGCCAUUCCAGCUGGAUGCUCUGAACAUCCUUAUGGCGGUUUGGGGUUCGUAGGGUUCGCGGAGGAGGUCAGGGAGCAGGAGAAGCAGUUGGGUUUCAAGUUCGACUAUAUCGUGGUCUGCGCCGUCACUGGGAGCACCAUGGCCGGUAUGGUCGUCGGCUUCGCCGCGGACGGACGCGCGCGCAGGGUCAUCGGCAUCGAUGCCUCUGCCAAGCCGGAGAAGACGAAGGAGCAGAUCCUGCGCAUCGCGAAGAACACGGCGGCUCUGGUCGAACUUGGGCAGGAGAUCACCGAAGAGGAUGUCGUCCUCGACACGCGCUUCGGAGGGCCCGAGUACGGGCUGCCGAAUGAGGGAACGAUGGAUGCCAUUAGGCUGUGCGCGCGGACGGAGGGUAUGCUCACGGAUCCGGUGUAUGAGGGCAAGUCGAUGGACGGGAUGAUUCAGAUGGUACGGAACGGCGAGUUCCCAGAGGGAUCACGCGUGCUGUAUGCACAUCUCGGUGGCGCCCCUGCGCUGAGCGCGUAUAGCUAUCUGUUCAAGGAAGGCUGA
Messenger RNA from Peniophora sp. CBMAI 1063, 1026 nucleotides. Lineage: Eukaryota; Fungi; Basidiomycota; Agaricomycetes; Russulales; Peniophoraceae. The record is from the annotation of a GenBank genome assembly.